Molecule: messenger RNA, 2707 nt
Organism: Scomber japonicus (chub mackerel)
Lineage: Eukaryota; Metazoa; Chordata; Actinopteri; Scombriformes; Scombridae
Product: Golgi reassembly-stacking protein 2-like
Exons: 10
Coding region: 93-1415 (440 amino acids)
Biological process (GO): Golgi organization
Cellular component (GO): Golgi apparatus
Molecular function (GO): protein binding
Source: RefSeq, a predicted model, not a curated record
GUACCCGGUGUGUACAAGUGUUCAGGUAUCUCACCUCUGCUGGAACACAAGCAACCGUACAAACCCCAAAAGCCUUAAAAACACCGAAAACCAUGGGAGGUGCGCAGAGUGUGGAGAUACCGGGAGGAGGCUCUGAGGGCUACCACGUCCUCCGGGUUCAAGAGAACUCACCUGGACACCGAGCAGGACUGGAGCCUUUCUUUGACUUCAUCGUCUCCAUCAAUAACACCAGACUGAACAAGGACAACGACACCUUGAAAGACCUGCUGAAAGCCAGUGUGGAGAAACCGGUCAAGAUGCUGGUCUACUCCUCAAAGACCCUGGAGCUGCGGGAGUCCACGGUCACACCCAGCAACCUGUGGGGGGGUCAGGGCUUGCUUGGUGUCUCGAUUCGUUUUUGUAGCUUCGAGGGAGCCAAUGAGAAUGUUUGGCAUGUUUUGGAAGUAGAGCCUAAUUCCCCGGCAGCCCUUGCCGGCUUGCGGCCGCACACUGACUACAUCAUCGGAGCUGACACUGUUAUGAAUGAGUCAGAGGACCUGUUCUCUCUGAUAGAGAGCCACGAGGGGAAGGGCCUGAAGCUGUAUGUGUACAACACAGACACAGACAACUGCAGAGAGGUGGUCAUCACACCUAACACUGCCUGGGGAGGAGAGGGCAGCCUUGGAUGUGGGAUUGGCUACGGAUACCUCCACCGGAUCCCCACCCGGCCUUUUGAGGAGGGCAAGAAGAUCAGCUUCCCUGGAAACUCUCCCAGCGAGCCCGUCAGUCCGUUGAAGGAUGGAUUCACUGAGGUCCAGCUUUCAGCAGUGACCCCUCCUCCUACUGCACCUGUUGUCCCCUCCGGCCUUGAAGAUUCACUGUCUGGCCUGUCAAUCAGCACAGCCCCACCCACCAUGCCCAGUGAGCUGCAGACAGGUAUGCCCACAGUCCCUCUGCUCCCCUCCACCUCCAGCCCCUCCCUCAGUCCGCUCACUCCACUGAAUCCUGCCACCACCACCUUCAACCCCGCCACCACGCUACCAGGUCUGAUGCCCCUCCCAGCUGGCUUACCUCCAUUACCGAACCUCCCCAACCUCAACCUGCCACUCCCAGACCUCAGUGCCAUGUCACUAGCAGGCACCAGCACCUUACCAGUUACAGCAGGAAUGCCAGGAGUGCCAUCUCUGGCAUCUCUCCCUCCCCUCAACCUGCCAGGUCUGGCCCCAUUGCCCCCUCUGCCCACAAUGCUUCCCUCUCAGCUGCCUCCACUCCUGCCCCAGGGAGUGGCCCCCAUCCUGCCCACCUCCACCGCCCCCCUAGCCUCGGUCACAGUCACGGCGGCGCCCGUGACCGAGCCCGCCGCAGACACCGCAGCCCCCACGGAAGCCGUCUCGGAAGCACAAGCCCCCACGGAAACAACACUAUCGUCGUCGUAAACUUGGGAAAGAACAACCCGCUUGCCAUCAAACCAAAACACACACCCGGUUUCUCUCUUUCUAACCCCGUCUGUCUUUCUCUUUGUUUUUUUUCCUAUUUAUUUGGCCAAGAGGGACAGGCAGACAGCUGCACCAGUUCAGACAGCAAGGUCCACAUGUUCCAGGUAUGGGUGAGGGGAGGGGGGGCUUGUUUGAAGCAAUGAAGGAUGAAUGGAUAUGAAGAACGGAGGACGGAUGUGGAGUGAUCUUACCAACAUGUCUUUAUUACCAGAUCGAUAUAUUACAGAGGAGCUGGUGGCAGCUCGCCUUAGCUACUGUAUGAGGAGGACGAGGUCUACUCUUCGGUUUUGUAGUACGCUUCGCACCUCCACAGGUGCAACAAGGCAAAGAACUAUCCUACUAUCUUAGGAUUUUCACCUUUUCCGAUGUGGCAAUCCUCUCUGUUUCACAUAACUUUUUUUUAUAUAUAAACAGUGUAUGUUUAUGGGGCUGGACGAUACACCGAAUUUACUAAAUUACCCACAUCGUGAAUCCUGUUCAAAUAAAGUAAGAAAAGCUACAACUAUAAAUGACGACAAGUAGAUGUUUAACCAAUCAGCUCACAGUCCAGUCUAGAAGUCUUUUAACUGGUAACACUGGAAUAAAUCAGGACAAAGGUAACAGAGGUGGACUAACACAGUAAUAUAAGUAUCAUGCACUGCUGUAUUGGAUUCAUUGUAAUUAAGGUAAAUAUGAAUUUAUCAUUAUAUAGAUUCUGGGUUGUAUCAUCCAGCCCUCGUGUAUAACCUUUUAUUAGUUAGUUGACCCCUGACCAAUAGAUACAUUUGAUUGACAUGUAUUAAUUUUCUUUGUUGAAUUUACUGUAUGUGUCCCCCACCCAGUAAAUGAAUCUGCAUUAUUUUGCACCACCUUUUUGUGUUUUGAAAUGAUUAGUUUUUUGUCUGUCCCUUUUUGUAUGUCUUCACAUUAUAUCCUGAACUCUACAGUACCCGUCUGUCUCCACCACACACAGCCGGUAACAACCCAAACGCCAUGCCAGAAGGGACGGAGGUAUACAGUUACAUGAGAUACUUAGCGGGGUGUGUGCUUGCUGUUGGGUGAUUUAGUAGGUAGGGGGGAAAACAUGGGUGCAGGUUUAUUAAAUACACAGUACGUCUCCCUCUGGCAUGGCCCGAAGCGAACUGGUAGGCAGAGUCGCAGCGACGUCGUACAGCCACAAGAUGUCGCUGUAAGAACUUACCGAAAACAUUUCCAGUAUGCACAGUGCGAGCAAUAAAGCCAAAUGAAUUUUA